AUGGCCUCUUUCGGACUCCGCAGCGCGGUCCAGCCCCUCCUCCGCCCUUUGUCCGGUGGCUGGCCCGGGUCUCUGCAGGCGGGUUCCCCCAGCCAAGUCAGGCGGCGCGGGGCGCUCCGGGAGCUCCGGGUGCUACUUGUUGCAUUUCUGCACAAAACUGUUUCUCCGGGUGUGCGUCGGGGGGCGGAGGGAGGGAGGGAGUCAGACCUGAGCUUUUUGUUUGCAGCUGAGUCCGGAGAGCUGGAUUCCCUGGCACGGAUUCUCCCCGCCGAGCGGAUUCCCCAGCUGCAGGCGGGAGCCCUUCCAAGAGCUCCUCGGGGCGCGGCUUGGCUGCUGUGUCCCGGCGGCUCCGGCCCCCGCAGCUCGCGCCUCCUGGCUCUCGGUCCCGGACCAGGAGCGCGGCCUCGGUGGAACAGCCGGGGGAGGAGCCGGGGGUGCGCAGGCUGCGUCCGGAAGGGACCCAAGUCGGCGAGUGGCGGGCAAACCGGGCGGAAAUUCGUUCUUCCCACACUCUGCCCCCCGGGGAUGCAGGCGGAGAAAGAGGAGACGGCGGAGGGAGGACAGACCCCGACAGGGGGAGGAGGAAACGCUAAGUGGCUCCGCGUCUGGUCAGCCCAAGCCGGGGACGCCGAGUGAGAAAAGUGCCUCUAAGGAAGAUUUACAAAGUCAUCAGAUCGCUGCAGAUGUUCAGUAUUUCUCAGUGUCUUUGGUGUUAUUGCCCGGCGUUUAACACUCCUUCCGGUAGUGCUGGACUGCAGGUAGAAAUAAUAUCGUACGUGGUUUCUGUCAAAAGACAAUUUCUUUUCCAUAACGUUCCAUUUUCUUGAAGUAAUCCACCUGCUACCUAUAGUUAACCUUGCUUAAAAUAGAUAUAGUGUGCCAUACUUCAAAUAAGUAUACACAGCUUUUGAUAGGUGUUGCUUGUGCCCUCAGUCAGUUUCAGUAAGACUUUGAAAUCUACAGAUGAAGUGGUAACAUAUAUGGGGGCUCAGUGCAGAUUAAUGCUUUCUGAAAAAGCGUGGUUACUGUCUUUUUAACAAAUGUUUCCCUUUCUAGAGGCAUGUAACUUGAGGUCAUCUUUAAAAAUGAAUGACAUUUAAAUCCUUCAGAGUACAUUUAUGCCAUGUUCCUAUGCGCCCCCCCCCCCCGCUUGGUCUCCAUUUCUGUAAUGCUACACGGUUCAGGUGUUUGAUUUAUUUUUAGACCAUCUCUCUCUUCCAGGAGUUAAAACAGUGUUUUGCUUGAAUUCGGCAGUACCUAGAGUCCCUGGUAGUGAAGAGCUAUCAUAGCAACUCCAAAACUGCAUUUGCUUUGAAUGCUGGUUGAUCAGGCAGGAAGAAUUUAGUGAGACUCUACCAAGUGCCAAAUCCCAGGGUGCGACAGCUCAGUGGGGAGGCUGAUGGGCAAGGAGCGGGUGUAGCACCGAGUGAGAAGCAUUGUGGGAGUUGGGGGCGGGGGUAGCUAUAGGAGUCCUGAGAGGGCACCUGGCCUGGACUGAGAGCUUGAGGAAGGUUUCCAGAGGAGGAAAGUGCUGGGAGCCUGCAGAUCCAUGCGAGAGAGGCCCUUAGGAACCUCCAGAUCUUCUGUCUUUGUUGAUGAGAUUUUUUUGACAUCUGGUUUUUUUUUUUUUUUUAACAGUAUCACACAACUUCACUCAUACAAGGACUUCCAAAUAAAUACUCCCUUACUCCUUUUUAAGCACUUCUGCAGGUAAGGACUUCUACCUAAGACACUGAUUUCAUCGUAUUUGUACUGCAGCAUCAAGAGGCAUCUCUGCUAAAUAAAGCAGGUGCUCUCCAGAGAAAAUGUUAUCUGUCUGGUUCCUGCCUUCUAGAACCUUGAAAUCUGUGACAGUGGGUUUGUGUGGAAUGCGGGUGUGCAGUUGAUAGAACAUCCAGACCAAGGUGUUCACUUACAUGAAAUAUACAUAGGUAUAGAUACAAUGUA
Acinonyx jubatus (cheetah) is the source of this 1947-nucleotide messenger RNA. RefSeq lists its product as uncharacterized. The coding region runs from base 1 to 636 and encodes 211 amino acids. NCBI's taxonomy places the organism in Eukaryota, Metazoa, Chordata, Mammalia, Carnivora, Felidae. The transcript has 2 exons. The record is from RefSeq and is a predicted model, not a curated record.